Xenopus laevis (African clawed frog) is the source of this 1386-nucleotide messenger RNA. RefSeq names its product RING finger protein 112-like. The coding region runs from base 6 to 809 and encodes 267 amino acids. The transcript has 6 exons. The record is from RefSeq and is a predicted model, not a curated record. Lineage: Eukaryota; Metazoa; Chordata; Amphibia; Anura; Pipidae.
UAAGCAUGAGGAGGAGAGGUGGUACCAUCCAGAAGACCAGGAAAGAUGGCACAUGUCUCUUAUGCAGCCAUAAUGCUCAAUGGUUACAAACUAUUCCCUGUGGACACACGUUCUGUAGAGGAUGCAUCACUCCUUACAGGAAAACCUCAAAUCCCGAGGAGUAUCAUUGUCCUCAAUGCAGAAAGGAUAUACCUCCUCAUGCUAUACAGUUGGUGUAUACAGACAAGUCAGGCCAACUACAAAUAGAGGGAUCAGCAGUAGAGAUUUGCUUUGCAGACCCCAAGGUGUCGGAGUUUCCUAUCCAUGUAAUAAGUGUCAUUGGAGUGCGACAUCUGGGGAAAUCAUUUCUCUUGAACUUCAUCCUGAGAGCUCUUGCCAAUCAGGAAAAGGGUGAACAAAACAUUCUUGGAGAAUGGAACGAGUCUCUGACUGGAUUUGAAUGGGGAUCUGGGACAGACAGCAUUACCAGGGGUAUAUGGAUCUGGAACAGACCGUUCAUUCUAGAAUUCAAAGGAAAAAAGGUGGCUGUGUUUGUUCUAGACACAGAGGGUUCACAGGAUAUUGGGAGAUCAGAAGACAUCAGCAUUAAGCUCUCUGCAUUGUCCAUGGUCCUUAGCUCCUACCUGAUUUUCAAUGUUCACUCAUUGUUGAAUUCAACAACCCUGGACUAUCUGGAGAUAUAUCUGACAUUUGCAAAGGAAAUAGAAGAAUCCUCUGAUGGUCUAUGUUUACAGGUAAUCAUCCAUCCUCUUCAACUCACUUCCAUUUAUACUCACCUCUUCUACACCCCUGUCAAGGAUGAAGAAUGAUGGAUUAUGCGCAAAUAGACCAUAUUUAACUGAAACUAUUGGGAUACAAAGCCACUCCCUUUUUUCCCAACAAGAUGGAAGGGCUCAUUUACAUUUUGAAUCUUGCAGGCCUCCUUUUUUGGAGUGCAGAGUUGUAUUAGUGAGGGGCAGGCCCUAAGGCCAGCAGUAAGAACCAGGCUGAGCUGCAUCUCCUCACUAGAGGUUCACUUAAAUAUAUAUUUAUUUUGUAUUUAUUUAUUGUUUGGUGAUAUUAGUGGUUCAAACUGCAGUUUGUACCCUUGCUCAGACAGUCAUUGUCUCACUAGCAGGUUGACAACAAGUUCUUUAUUACCUUCCAAAUGGUUCCAGUUGUCUUUAUAAUUCCAUUACAAGAAGCAAUUGUUGUGUUGUGGCCUGAUGGCCAAAGUAUUGUGACAUCAUUAGAGGCAUCAACUUUUUCUUAACAAAACACAGAAAGAAAUCGCCAGCGCUCGGUCUAACUCACGCUGUGGCGUUGACCAGCUGCCAUAAACACCAUUGUGCCAGAGCUCAGCCUCAGAGGCUCCAAGCUCUCCUAGCAGAGCACAUAACUAUUCCC